AUGUGGGACUGCUCACCGUGCAUCGAAGGCUCCCGGCAGCCUGCGCUCUGCGCCGACGGGUCUCGGGCCUCGACCCCCGAGGCCCUCGGAGGAUCUGAUCUCGCCCCGGUCGCGCUCCUCUCGGAGAUAGUGCGGCGCCUACGGAGGCCCCACCUGCACGCGCUGGCAGAGUCCACGAAGGAGGCGGCCGUGUCAGGCGCCAAACAAGCAGACAAGGCCUUCAGCUCCUACCUGCAGCACGUCAGGUACAACCUGGAGAGCUACAUCGAGGAGGGUGACGAGGACGAGCUCUCCGAGGACGACUCGUCGCCCCGCACGCGGCGCUCGUCCAGGCGGUCCACCCGCCGCCGCACGCUGGGCGCGGCCACGCCCUUGCAGGAGCGGGCUGGUUCCCAAGCGGCGCUUGGCGCGCAGCGUGACGUUGCGGGGGCCUCGCCCCUCGUCCCCCGGUGUAGCGGCCGCUAG
This is a messenger RNA of Prorocentrum cordatum, 465 nucleotides long. NCBI's taxonomy places the organism in Eukaryota, Dinophyceae, Prorocentrales, Prorocentraceae. The record is from the annotation of a GenBank genome assembly.